Messenger RNA from Erinaceus europaeus (western European hedgehog), 860 nucleotides. RefSeq names its product midkine (gene MDK). Gene Ontology annotation, molecular function: growth factor activity. Bases 148 to 582 code for a protein of 144 amino acids. The transcript has 5 exons. The record is from RefSeq and is a predicted model, not a curated record. NCBI's taxonomy places the organism in Eukaryota, Metazoa, Chordata, Mammalia, Eulipotyphla, Erinaceidae.
GGUCCUUCCCGGGAGGGGGGGAGGCGGGCUGGGGGCGGGGGCCCAUGUGACCGGCUCAGACCGGUUCUGGAGACAAAAGGGGCCGCGGCGGCCGGAGCGGGACAGGACGCGCGGGAGGGAGCCAAAGCUGUGCGGGCACCGAGCGAGAUGCAGCACCGAGGCGCCCUCCUCUUCCUCGCGCUCCUCACCCUUCUGGCGCUCACCUCCGCGGCGGCCAAAAAGAAAGACAAAGUGAAGAAGGGCGGCCUGAGCGGCGAGUGCGCCGAGUGGACUUGGGGGCCCUGCACCCCCAGCAGCAAGGACUGCGGCGAGGGCUUCCGCGAGGGCACCUGCGGGACCCGGACGGAGCGCUUCCGCUGCCGGGUGCCCUGCAACUGGAAGAAGGAGUUUGGAGCCGACUGCAAGUACAAGUUUGAGAACUGGGGAGCCUGUGAUGGGGGCUCAGGCACCAAGGCCCGCCAGGGCACCCUGAAGAAGGCGCGGUACAAUGCGCAGUGCCAGGAGACCAUUCGCGUGACCAAGCCCUGCACCCCCAAGACCAAAGCCAAGGCCAAAGCCAAAAAAGGGAAGGGGAAGGACUAGAAGCCAGGCCUGGAUGCCAAGGAGCCUCUCAAGGGCCCAAGCCCUCCUUCGCCCACCCAAGCCAUCACCUACCAGUGCCUUCUGUCUCUUAGCUUUAUCAGUCCUGCCUGCUGCUUCCCUGGCCCUCCCAGGCACCCAAAUGCCCAGAGUGGAGAGGGACAAGGGAUUCUGGGAAAUGAGCCUUCUCUCCCAAAAGGAUUUGCUUCCCACAUCCCCUUUUGCCCUUCCCCGACACUCCUAAAAUACAAAAUAAACCAAACUUGUUUUUCCCAAUAAAA